AUCAGAAAUAGAAACAUAUUAAAAAAAUAAUAAAACUUCAACAUGUCAGGAAAAAAAACAGAAAGGAGGAUAUGAACUAUUAGGACUCAUAUUUCUGAAGCUGAAAUAAUGAACUAGAUUCAGUUAUUGAAUUUUGACUCUCAGAAGGUUCACACCUGACAAAUGUCCACCCCAACUGAUCCGUCAGUCGGAAUGUCCCACCCUGGUCCUUCCCCUGGCGCUGGCCUUUCCCCUGGGCCCAUUUUAGGCCCCAGUCCCGGACCAGGCCCCUCUCCAGGCUCUGUCCACAGCAUGAUGGGCCCGAGCCCAGGACCUCCCAACGUACCUCAUGGCAUGCAGGGCCAGGGGUCAGGAGACUAUCCUCAGGAGGGCAUGCAUCCCAUGCACAAACCCAUGGAAGGAAUGCAUGACAAGGGCAUGGGAGACGAAAUGCACUAUGGGCAGAUCAAAGGUGUUGGCAUGAGAUCCCUCCACAGUGGCAUGGGCCCACCACAGAGUCCAAUGGAUCAGCACAGCCAAGGAUACAUGUCACCUCACCCUUCCCCAAUGGGCUCUGUACCUGAGCACGUAUCAAGCCCCAUGUCUGGAGGGGGUCCUACCCCACCUCAGAUGUCCCAGGCUCAGUCAGGCCCCAUGAUGCAGAUGGACCAGCAGGGCCGUGGCCACACGGCCUUCAGCCCUGUUCAACUGCAGCAGCUCCGUGCUCAGAUACUUGCUUACAAGAUCCUGGGCCGUGGACAGCCUCUGCCUGAGAACCUGCAACUGGCUGUACAGGGCAAGAGGAGCCUUCCCACAAUGCAGCAGCAGCAGCAGCAGCAGCCUGUCAACACUGGACCUUACAACAGGCCUCCAGCUAUGUCUGUGCCCCAUGGAAGCCCUGCGUCUGGCUCAUGUUCCACUCCAGGCAUGCAGACACACACUCCAAGCACUGGGCCAAAACCAUGGACAGAAGGUCAAGGUGCUGAGGCCCCUAGCGGCUCCCAGAAGCUCCCUGUGCCAGCCCCUAGUGGCAGGCCCUCUCCCGCUCCUCCUCAGGCUCCUACAGCUGCUCAGGCCAUGCCCAGCACAUCUCUCACACCACAGUCCCAAUCACAACCCCAAACCCAGCAGCCCCAGCAGCAACAGGGCCCUGGGCAGACCUCACUCAUUAUCCAGCUCCAGCAGAAGCAGAACCGCAUCACACCCAUCCAGAAACCACAGGGCCUGGACCCAGGGGAGCUUCUGCAGGAACGAGAGUACAGGUUGCAGGCCAGGAUUGCUCAUAGAAUUCAAGAGCUGGAGAAUCUCCCUGGUUCUUUGCCUCCUGACCUGAGAACUAAAGCAACAGUCGAGCUGAAGGCCUUAAGACUUCUCAAUUUUCAACGGCAGCUGCGGCAGGACGUUGUGGCCUGCAUGCGCAGAGAUACCACUUUGGAGACAGCGCUGAAUUCCAAGGCCUACAAGCGCAGUAAGAGGCAAACACUGAGAGAGGCGCGUAUGACAGAGAAGCUGGAAAAACAGCAGAAAAUUGAACAGGAGAGAAAGCGGCGUCAGAAACAUCAGGAAUACCUUAACAGCAUCCUCCAGCAUGCUAAAGACUUCAAGGAGUAUCACCGCUCGAUCUCUGGAAAGAUCCAGAAGUUGUCCAAGGCUGUGGCCACAUGGCAUACCAACACAGAGAGAGAGCAGAAGAAGGAGACAGAAAGAAUCGAGAAAGAGAGGAUGAGAAGGCUAAUGGCAGAGGAUGAAGAGGGCUACAGGAAGCUGAUUGACCAGAAGAAGGACAAACGUCUAGCCUACCUGCUCCAGCAGACUGAUGAGUAUGUGGCCAACCUCACUACCUUGGUCUAUGAACACAAGGCUGCCCAGGCUGCCAAGGAAAAAAAGAAGAGAAAGAAGAAGAAGAAGAAGGAAGAUGGGGAUACUGAGGCACUUGGAGCAAUUGGACCUGAUGGGGAGCCCAUUGAUGAGAGCAGUCAGAUGAGUGAACUCCCAGUCAAAGUCAUUCAGACUGAGACAGGGAAGGUACUACAGGGCACAGAUGCUCCCAAGUCUAGCCAACUGGAGGCCUGGCUUGAGAUGAAUCCUGGCUAUGAAGUGGCCCCGAGGUCAGACAGUGAAGAGAGUGGUUCAGAGUUUGAAGAGGAGGAUGAAGAGGAAGUGGUCUCCCGGGCAGAAUCGGAAGAAAAGAAAAUGAUUGAUCCCAAUAGUGAUGAGGUGUCUGAAAGAGCAGCAAAGCACAUCAUAGAGUCUGCCAAGCAAGAUGUGGAUGAUGAGUACAGUGUCCAGGCAGGACAGACCAGUUCACAGUCUUACUACGGAGUAGCCCAUGCUGUUAUUGAGAAGGUGGAGAAGCAGUCAUCCUUACUGGUCAAUGGCACACUCAAGCAAUACCAGAUCCAGGGGCUGGAGUGGAUGGUGUCCCUGUACAACAAUAACCUAAAUGGCAUUCUGGCGGAUGAGAUGGGGCUGGGGAAGACCAUCCAAACCAUUGCCCUCAUCACAUACCUAAUGGAACACAAGAGACUUAAUGGUCCUUAUCUGAUCAUCGUGCCGUUGUCGACUUUGUCCAACUGGGUUUAUGAACUUGACAAGUGGGCCCCAUCCAUUGUGAAAAUUGCUUACAAGGGCAUGCCAUCCAUGCGGAGGUCACUGGUGCCUCAACUUCGUAGCGGGAAGUUCAACGUCCUCAUAACCACCUAUGAGUACAUCAUCAAGGACAAACACAUUCUCGCUAAAAUCCGCUGGAAGUACAUGAUUGUGGACGAGGGCCAUCGUAUGAAGAACCACCACUGCAAGCUUACACAGGUGUUGAACACGCAUUACGUCGCCCCACGCAGGCUUUUGCUGACAGGAACCCCUCUGCAGAACAAACUGCCUGAGCUUUGGGCUCUGCUCAACUUUCUACUGCCCACAAUCUUUAAAAGUUGCAGCACCUUUGAGCAGUGGUUCAAUGCUCCAUUCGCCAUGACCGGGGAAAGGGUGGAUCUGAAUGAAGAGGAGACCAUCCUGAUCAUCCGCCGUCUUCACAAAGUGCUGCGCCCUUUCUUGCUUCGUAGACUAAAGAAGGAAGUGGAGUCUCAGCUGCCUGAAAAGGUGGAGUAUGUGAUCAAAUGUGACAUGUCAGCCAUUCAAAAAGUUCUCUACAGGCACAUGCAAGGCAAAGGCAUCUUGCUCACAGAUGGCUCAGAGAAAGACAAGAAGGGUAAAGGAGGGGCAAAGACUCUGAUGAACACCAUCAUGCAGCUGAAGAAGAUCUGCAACCACCCUUAUAUGUUCCAGCACAUUGAGGAAUCUUUUGCUGAGCACUUAGGCUACCCAAAUGGCAUCAUCAAUGGUCCUGAUCUGUACCGUGCUUCAGGAAAAUUUGAGCUGCUGGACCGCAUCCUGCCUAAGCUGCAGGCCACCCAUCACAGAGUGUUGCUCUUCUGUCAGAUGACUUCCCUAAUGACCAUCAUGGAGGACUACUUCGCCUACCGCAACUUCCUCUACCUACGGCUAGAUGGAACAACCAAGUCUGAAGACCGUGCUGCACUGCUGAAAAAGUUUAAUGAUGAGGGCUCACAGUAUUUCAUCUUCCUGCUGAGCACCAGGGCAGGGGGUCUGGGCCUCAACCUGCAGGCUGCUGACACUGUUGUAAUCUUCGACAGUGACUGGAACCCCCACCAGGAUCUGCAGGCUCAGGACCGUGCUCACCGAAUCGGACAGCAGAAUGAGGUGCGUGUGCUGCGUCUCUGCACCGUCAACAGCGUAGAAGAGAAGAUCCUCGCUGCUGCCAAAUAUAAACUCAACGUUGAUCAGAAGGUCAUCCAGGCCGGCAUGUUCGACCAGAAAUCCUCUAGUCACGAACGCAGGGCUUUCCUACAGGCCAUCCUGGAACAUGAGGAGCAGAACGAGGAGGAAGAUGAAGUUCCAGAUGAUGAAACGCUAAAUCAAAUGAUUGCCCGCAAUGAGGAGGAAUUUGAGCUUUUCAUGCGCAUGGACCUGGAUCGGCGUCGCGAAGAUGCACGUAACCCUAAACGUAAGCCUCGUCUGAUGGAAGAGGACGAGCUACCAUCCUGGAUCAUCAAAGACGACGCUGAAGUGGAGCGGCUCACCUGUGAGGAAGAGAAAGAGAAGAUGUUCCCCCGUGGAUCACGCCACCGCAGGGAUGUGGAUUACAGCGACACGCUGACUGAAAAACAGUGGCUGAGAGCCAUUGAAGAUGGUAACCUGGAGGAGAUGGAAGAGGAGAUCCGUUUGAAGAAGCGCAAGCGCAGGAGAUACUUGGACAAAGGCAGCCGACGCGAGGAUGGGGACAAGGCUAAAAAGAGGAGGGGGCGACCUCCGGCUGAAAAGCUCUCCCCCAACCCUCCCAAACUCACCAAACAGAUGAGCGCCAUCGUUGAGACAGUCAUCAACUACAGAGACGGAUCAGGCCGUCAGCUCAGUGAGGUGUUUGUACAACUGCCUUCCAGGAAAGAGCUCCCAGAGUACUACGAACUGAUAAGGAAGCCAGUAGACUUCAAGAAGAUCAAGGAGAGAGUGCGCAACCAUAAGUACAGGAGCUUGGGCGAUUUGGAAAAGGACGUAAUGCUCCUCUGUCACAAUGCUCAAACCUACAAUCUAGAAGGCUCUCAGAUCUUUGAGGACUCCAUAGUGCUGCAGUCCGUGUUCAGGAGCGCCAGGCAGAAGAUUGCCAAAGAGGAGAGUGAGGACGACAGCAAUGAUGAGGAGGAUGAUGAGGAGUCAGAGACUGAGACUAAGUCAGUGAAAGUGAAGAUCAAGCUGAGCAAGCGGGAGGAGCGCAGCCAAGAACGGGGCAAGAAGCGGCCGAUCCGGGUCAAGGCCAAGCCUGUGGUCAGUGAUGAUGACAGUGAUGAGGAACAGGAGGAGAAUGAGCAGUCUGAGGGCAGCCCCACAGAAGAUGAGUGAUCAAGGACCUGUUUCUGCCUUUCUGUCCUUUUUUUCUUCUUGUUUUUGGGUUCUUUGCCAGCAUAUCUUCCCCUUCUACCCUGCAAAGUCAUUGAAGAGAAUUCAACACUUAUGUCUGGCUUGCUUUCGGGUCGAUUGACAGAUGCAGUGUUUUUGAACAUUUUGUCCAUUUCAUUCAUCUGUCGUGUGGCUUCACUACAGACAGUGUGCUGAUGAAACUGAGUCUAUGCCCUUGUAUGUGUUUUACCCAUCUAUAAAGGUUUUUGAUAGUUACUUGCACAGAAAAACAAGUUUUACAGAAAUCUCUGCUUUGAUUGCGUCAAGAAGAAUAGCAGCGCUCCUGCUCAUAAUUCAAAUAUAAAGUAUCUAAGAUUUUUAUCUAAAAGUUUAUAUCUAGUAAAAGACACACUUGUGUCAAAUAAGUAUCUUUGGAUUUCAUAUACUCUAACAUUUUCACCACUUGAGCUCUUGCCCUUAAACUGAAUAAACUCAUAUAAUGUAGACUUUCAGUAGUGCAUUCUGCAGAGAUGUUUAAAUGUGGAUAGAAUUUGCCUUUGAUUUGGUCCACUGAUAAACAUAAUUCAGUUUUAGUGGAUGGAGACAUGAUUCACUCAUAUGUGACACUUCACUCUUGCUUCUGAUUAUCUCACCUUUAAUGUCAACCUUCACAGCUCUGGAUAUUUUUGUAUUAUCUUUUUCAAAGAUAUGAGCUUUUGUUAAAGUUUUGGACAUUUAAAAAAAACUACAAACCUUGAUACUGAAGUAUUAAAAAAAAAAAGGAUAUUUUAUCUUGCCAAUGAGCUUACAUUUAUCAGUAUUAGUGUCUGCUUUCUCUAUCCCGAUGUUUGUCCUCUUGUUCCAACUGAACAUGUUUUUCAGAUAUCUCCUUUUAUGUUUUUUGCUUUAUGCAUGUCUCCUUUUCCGAAGUGUCAUAAUCAUUGCUUUCUUUGCACAGUGUCUUUGUGGUUGUAUCGCAUAGCCCAAAGCAAAUAAAUGUCACAGAUUUUGAA
Messenger RNA from Pangasianodon hypophthalmus (striped catfish), 5903 nucleotides. It is a transcript of the gene smarca2, whose product is annotated as SWI/SNF related, matrix associated, actin dependent regulator of chromatin, subfamily a, member 2. The record is from RefSeq and is a predicted model, not a curated record. Gene Ontology annotation, cellular component: nucleus. NCBI's taxonomy places the organism in Eukaryota, Metazoa, Chordata, Actinopteri, Siluriformes, Pangasiidae. Gene Ontology annotation, biological process: positive regulation of transcription by RNA polymerase II. Gene Ontology annotation, molecular function: ATP binding; DNA binding; histone binding. The transcript has 34 exons. The coding region runs from base 163 to 4893 and encodes 1576 amino acids.